Venustampulla echinocandica is the source of this 1866-nucleotide messenger RNA. RefSeq names its product Zn2 DNA-binding protein. Gene Ontology annotation, molecular function: DNA-binding transcription factor activity, RNA polymerase II-specific; DNA binding; zinc ion binding. Lineage: Eukaryota; Fungi; Ascomycota; Leotiomycetes; Helotiales; Pleuroascaceae. Bases 1 to 1866 code for a protein of 621 amino acids. The transcript has 3 exons. The record is from RefSeq and is a predicted model, not a curated record. Gene Ontology annotation, biological process: regulation of DNA-templated transcription; DNA-templated transcription.
AUGUCUUGGUCGGCGAGCUCUACGAGCCCCUCCACCAUGCGGAGCGCUGCCUCCAAUUCAACCGUCUCCAUGGAGUCCUCCAGCCCUCUACAGACACCCUCCUCCGCUACGCGUUCCCCGAGCUCAGACCAACCGCCCGGCACUCGAGACGAGAGACAGCUCUCGAUAUCCUCCUCAGAACAGAAUAAGGAUAAGGAUAAGGAACGCAUGACCGUGCCGUCGGCAUGCGUACAAUGCCGUUCCAAACAUCUGAAGUGUGAUGGCCUGAGUCCCUGCACCCGCUGCUCUUCCAACGGCCUGGAAUGCGUUUUCGUGAGGAGCCGACGCGGCUUCAAGGGGCCGCGAAAGAACGGAGCCCAGAAAGCUGCUGGCUCUGCGGCGACAUGUCCACUUGUUAAUCCAAACGCCCCAAGAGGCCCGCACGUUCCAAGUGGUCUAGCUACACCUCCAGACCAACGUCUGCAGACCCUCCCUCGCCCUAUCGAUCUCCCGAUCUUCGAGGUCAAUCAAGACCUGGCGUCUAAGCCCCUUCCGUCCGGAUUGGACCUGAGAGAGAGAUGUAUCGAGGCUUUCUUCUACCACUUCCAUCCCGCACAUCCCUUUGUCCUUCCUCGGGCCCAAUUCAUGGCCUUGAGGAAGGAGAAGCCACUUGACCAUCUCCUGGCAGCAAUGCGAUAUGUCGGUUCGUUUUAUACUUCAGGCGCACCAACUACGGCCCUUGGCCUUGAGGCAGAACGUUCUAUAUACCAAGCGGACUGUCCCCGGGACGGCUAUAGGGUCCAGGCAAUGUUGAUCCUUGCAAUUGGUCUUGAUGGUUACACUUACCAAGAAAAGGCUUUGCAGAUCCUAGUAGAUGCUCAGGAUCUUGCCUUGGAACUCGGGAUGAACAAGCGUGAAUUCGCGCUUUUGAGCAACAGUGGCUCGGACGUUCUUGAGGAGAGCUGGCGCCGAACAUGGUGGGAGUUAUAUAUAGUCGAUGGAAUGAUUGCGGGGGUUCACCAGAAAAGCUCGUUUCGGCUUAAAGACAUGCCGGCCGACGUUCUCCUACCUUGCGAGGAGAGGGAAUAUGCAUCCGGGUUUAUCCCGCAAGGACACUCAUUGGAGGACUUCGAUGACGAGUCCUUCGAUGGCCGGGAUUUCAGCUAUUCCAGUUUUACUUACAGAAUAGCCGCACUUCGAAAUCUCGGCAGAGUUCUUGCAUCCCGGCAGGUGACACUGCCUGACGCAGCUGCUGUUCUGAGAAUUGAUGCUUACCUUGUAAACUGGAGGCUACAUCUGCCCGUCACCAAGAAGGAAUGCAUCAGUAGCGACGGCCAGCUCGACGAGAUGUUAUUCCAGGCACACAUGAUUACAGAAGCGACCACCGUUCUCCUCCACCGGGAACAUUCAGAGUUGGACUCUAGUAUAGCCAAGGAUGUCACUUCUUGUGCUCCGCAUAAGCAAAUCGUACCAGGCGAAACGUACAAUAUCCACGCUGCCAAAACCGUCCAGGCAGCCCAAGAUAUCUCCAAACUCAUCACCAUCCCGGUUCCCCUAGUUCGGCACACCCAUUUCUUUACUUGCGUUGUUACACUCGGCUCCAUUGUGCAUCUUUCCUGCUGGUCUGCCCUCAUGUCAUUCAUACAGGACGAUGAUCUCAAGCAACAAUUGCGUCUCAACAUAGGGGCAUUGAAAACUUUGUGGCAAGUCUGGCCUUCUGCUGGGAAGGCAUUUGGCCAAGUUAAGGGCGUUGCACAAGAGAUCUUCGCUGCGAAGAAACACGCUGCUGAGGUAGGGUACUGGUCCAAUAUUUCGUCUCAAGAUGAGGUGAUGAGGAGCAUGGUUGAAGAUCAAAAUAUUAUGGAUGAAUUGCAAUUGCUAUCAUAG